Molecule: messenger RNA, 2894 nt
Organism: Ostrinia nubilalis (European corn borer)
Lineage: Eukaryota; Metazoa; Arthropoda; Insecta; Lepidoptera; Crambidae
Gene: Sb
Product: serine proteinase stubble
Exons: 10
Coding region: 149-1876 (575 amino acids)
Biological process (GO): proteolysis
Molecular function (GO): serine-type endopeptidase activity
Source: RefSeq, a predicted model, not a curated record
CCCGCGCCGCCGCGACGCUCGCACGCGAGUGAAGUGAUGGUUCAGUGCUCUUGAUUAUUGGAUUCACACUUUUUCCCGUUGACACAGGUGUGCGUGGAGACAGGCGCUGCAUGUGCGGUGAUGCGCCGCGAGCGCCCGGGAUCGACAUAUGCAUGCCGCCCGCGCCCCCGGUGUGGUUGUGAUGACAUGGUGGUGGGCGCUUGCGCUCCUAGCGCUGGCGACUCCCGCCCGCCCCGCGCCCCGGGCGGGCAACGGUGAGCUAAUUUACAGUUACCAAAUGUCCCGCAAAUCAUGCGAGGCCGGUGGGUCGCGAGGCUCCUGCAUGUGGGUGCAAGAAUGCAACCGAGUCGGGGGCAAACAUGCAGGAGUGUGCAUAGACCGAUUCAUCAUCGGCUCUUGCUGUUUACUGCCAGAGAAGCCAAUCAGUAUAGAAGAAACACAAAGUCCAGUCACAAUGACAGAAAAACCAUAUACACCGCCACCUAGCGGUCACAGCACGACGCACCAGCAAGUGGAGGCGUCAACACAAACAAUAGCACGGCCAAACUGGCAAACUCAAAGACCGUCGUUCAUGACCAAACCAAUAGAUGGCGCGCCCACGUCCUACAGUUAUAGACCGCCAGAAAUAAACUUACCUUCCUUAGACAAUUUAGAAUCGAGUAGCGAAAAAAAUAGUGAUAUAGUUAAUAAAAUAACGUAUAACAGUGUAAAUAAGUACCAAAAUGUAAAUAGGCCGAGUGAAGCGGAAACUAGUCCCCACAAUAAGAUUUCGUCUAGUCUUAGUAUAUUAUCGGGAGCGCGGCCGAUGGCCGUGUCGGAGCAGCAUGCUGAAAAUAGCAUUUCGUCAGCACAAAUAAUGUCGAGACCAAGCAACUUGAACACCAUCCACUGGCAGGCGACGACAGAGCCCUCCUUCAUCACGAAACCCCGACCCUCCAACUGGGAGAAGCCGGCUGGCAAGCCGAAGCCAACGAAGAAGUUCACCACGACCACCAGCAAGCCGCACAAGAACUACCAGAAGCCGAAGGAUCCGUACGUCAAGACGGACGAGUCGACGCAAGCGCCGAUACAGACCACGGUGGCUACUAAUAGUGCUGAGUGCGGUGUAACAUCAAUGUGGCCGCGGCCAGAGACGCGGAUCAUGGGCGGCAAGGACUCCAGCUUCGGCAAGUGGCCGUGGCAGGUGUCUGUGAGACGGAACUCAUAUUUCGGGUUCUCCUCCACGCAUCGGUGUGGGGGCGCCAUCAUCAACGAAGGCUGGAUCGCUACGGCUGGCCAUUGUGUUGAUGACCUCCUCACCUCCCAAAUAAGGAUACGAGUCGGCGAAUACGACUUCUCAUCAGUGUCAGAACAGUACCCUUUUGUGGAACGCGGCGUGGCACGGAAGGCCGUCCAUCCGAAGUACAAUUUCUUCACGUACGAGUACGAUCUGGCGCUGGUGAAGUUAGAAGCGCCGGUUCAGUUCGCCCCCCAUAUAUCUCCGAUCUGCCUGCCGGCGACCGAUGACCUGCUGGUGGGGGAGAACGCCACUGUGACAGGGUGGGGCAGGCUGUCUGAAGGAGGGGUGCUGCCGUCUAUUUUACAAGAGGUGCAAGUGCCAAUAGUGUCGAACGAGCGGUGCAAGUCGAUGUUCCUCCGGGCUGGCAGGCACGAGUUCAUACCAGACAUCUUCCUGUGCGCCGGCCACGAGAGAGGCGGCCACGACUCCUGCCAGGGAGACUCGGGGGGGCCGCUGCAGGUAAAAGGGAAAGACCAAAGGUAUUUCCUCGCCGGCAUCAUUAGUUGGGGUAUAGGAUGCGGCGAAGCGAAUCUGCCCGGCGUUUGCACGAGAAUAUCAAAAUUUGUGCCCUGGAUAUUACAGACGGUGAACUCUUAAGAGAUACUUUGUGAAGUGCUGAAUGAACGUAGGCGCGACAAACGACUCAAUAUGACCACGAACGGACUUAACAAGUGCAGUGCAAGUUACCUUCAAAAAUGUUGAAUGGAAUCAACAUUUUCUGAGGCGUUUCAUUUGGAAUAGUCCACCCGAAGCUGUAGAGCCUAACGACACUGUAGUUUGCGUUUUGAAGCUUCAAAGCGGUGAUAAGCUCGGCUUGAACAAUAGAACGCCUUUUAUCAACUCAAUUCUCCAGGGAUACUCUUGAAGAGUCCUUAUUAAUGGUUCCGUUUGUCCCUCUCAUACGUCCCAAGUUUCAGGAAGGUGCGAGAGUAACAAAUGAAGUCAGAAAUUCGGGAAUCAAGUUGCAGAGUGUCCCUGCCCUAUACCAAUAAACGUUGGACCGAUGUUAUCAUUGAUAAUGUUUUAUUUUUACUGAUUUACUUGACGAAAUUUUAUUGUAAGUUAAAGUUUAUUGGUAAAGGGGAACGGUGCAAGAAUUAAUUGUAUUCUUCCGCCUUAAGCACUUGGUACCAUUUCGUAUAUUUCAUGUAAAUAAUGUAAACUGUAUGAGCUAAUUUAACCUUUCUACAAAAAUGUUAUUUUGAUUAAUUUAGGUUUAGACACGAAAAUAUUGUAAAUACACUGUAUUUUACGUACCUACGUAUUUCUUGCCUUUUAGUUUAGUGAUUUUUUAAACUUUUUAUACAGUAUUAUUUACGCAUUGUUUUGGUUGAAUAUCUAUGCCAGCUUUAUGUAAAUAAUUUUCUACAAUUUCAUUUUUCUUGACUGUUUCAUGUAAUUAUUGUAAACUUUCUGUUGUUAGAAAUGUUAUUUAAAUGCUUUAAUGAAACUUUAAAUUUACGAGACCUCACAAGUUAAGCAUUUUAUGUAUAUGCGCACUGAUGUGAUGUUUGUCUAUAGUAUAUUCUAUUACAAUUUUGUUUGAAUGGAUAGUUUAUGAUGAUGUUGAUUUAAUAUUGUUUAUAUUAAAUAUUGAAUACACUCUUUGUUUUCA